AUGGAUUGCCCGACGAGUUUUGAAUCAUAUACCCUAUCCCCUUUGGACCAUUUGCUUCCAAAUGUUUAUAUGCUAGGGUUCACAUCAUUUGCACCUCAAGAUACCCACCACGCGGUUUUGACCCUUGAGGAUGCCGUCCACUGGCUUAUGCAACAACUGCCCUUUCUUGGUGGCGAAGUCUUUUCAACACAAACCUGUGACAAAGCUAAUGUGUGGGCCGUAAGGCCUACAAAUAGAGCAACGUUGAAGGAAUAUCCGAUCUUCCGUUCUAGGACACAUUCUCAGCCCAUUACGUUUAUUCAAAAUCCCCGAGUUUUUGAUAACUCGUUUUCGGCCUUUCCGAUCGAAUUUGCAAGCCGUGAAUCAUAUCCAUUGAUUCGAUUCCAGGCCAAUAUCAUGCAGGACGGGGUCAUCCUGACGACAUCGUUUUUUCAUCCCGCCAUGGAUGGGAAGGGAUAUUUCAACGUGCUUCAUACUCUAUCAGGCUUCUGUCGCGGGGUUGAAAAUCCACCGCUAUUCACAUAUCCACAACUCGAGACUGAAACACGUAAGAAAAUUUCAGAAAUCAAAAGUUGUGCGGAUACGACCCCGGGUCAGGCUUCUUAUACAAAUGAGUUUGUGGAGCAGGAGGUGCCGCUUGUUUGCCGAAAAUUAUUCCUCCCAACAGAAAGGCUCAAGAGACUAAGAGACAGAUGCCAAGCUGAAGGCUCUGGGAAAGACGGGGCUCCAAUGAGACUGACUUUGAAUGAUAUCGUUUGCGCCAUUGCAUGGAUCUGUAUGGUCCAGGCACGAUCCCAAAUUCAAUCACAAGCCACACCACAGUCAGGUCCAAUAUCGGAAGACACAAUUCUAGGAACCGUCGUCGAUACCCGCGCUUCAAUCCUAUCCGAGAUCAUCCACGAAGGUUACAUGGGAAACGCUCUCCUGUUUCCGGUGAUCACCUAUCCUGUACAGUCAAUGGCCAAUGAUAAGGGUCCCCAACUUCUGGACUCCUUGUCAGAAAUCGCACGCAGAUUGCACCACGCACGCCAAGGUGUCAAUAUGGAGUACGCAAAGUCUACUGUGGUCCGCAUACAAAACAAUUCGGAUUGGGGUUCACUUUGGUCUAGAGCGUCACAUGGAGUGGUAAGCAGCCUUCGCUUCAUGAAGGUCUAUGAUUGGGACUUUGGUUCUAAUCUGGGGUUCAUCAAUGAUUUUGAAAUGCACGAUUCUCGUCUUGGGGGGAGAUGCUGGAUUAUGCCGGCUCGGCCUUUGGAGGCAGCAAACUGGGAGUUGUAUCUGACUUUAGAAGUUGAUGCUUGGGAACAUUUGGAAAAGAAUGCUUUGUUUCGUUGGGUAUCGGGUGAAGAGUUUGCAAUGCUCUAG
This is a messenger RNA of Aspergillus steynii IBT 23096, 1365 nucleotides long. RefSeq lists its product as uncharacterized. NCBI's taxonomy places the organism in Eukaryota, Fungi, Ascomycota, Eurotiomycetes, Eurotiales, Aspergillaceae. Bases 1 to 1365 code for a protein of 454 amino acids. The record is from RefSeq and is a predicted model, not a curated record. The transcript has a single exon. Gene Ontology annotation, molecular function: acyltransferase activity, transferring groups other than amino-acyl groups.